Molecule: messenger RNA, 1454 nt
Organism: Hordeum vulgare subsp. vulgare (domesticated barley)
Lineage: Eukaryota; Viridiplantae; Streptophyta; Magnoliopsida; Poales; Poaceae
Exons: 8
Coding region: 16-1029 (337 amino acids)
Cellular component (GO): chloroplast
Molecular function (GO): oxidoreductase activity
Source: RefSeq, a predicted model, not a curated record
GAAGCCCGCAUUCACAUGCGGGCCCACCGUCGAAGCGAUAAGGAGAGUGACAGCCGCUCAGCCCGCCGGCUCACCCGACAACACCUCUCGCUUCACUCGCCGGAGGGAAACGGAGCAAAGAUGACCACGGCGGCGGCGGCGGCGGCGACGGCGACGAUGCGUCUGCCUUCCCCGUUCAAGGCCACGCCUUUCCGCCCUCCCUGCCACCGCGUCGUCCUGUCGACGCGGGGCCCCAGGCGGGCCGGGCUGGCCGUCUCGGCGGCCGCCGGCGGGUCGCCCCCCACCGUGCUCGUCACCGGCGCCGGAGGACGGACAGGCCAGAUUGUGUACAGGAAGCUGAAGGAGAGGGCAGACCAGUUUGUGGCCAGAGGGCUGGUCAGGACGCCGGACAGCAAGGCUAAGAUCGACGGCGGGGACGACGUGUUCAUCGGCGACAUCAGGGAUACAGGGAGCAUUGCUCCGGCGAUCGACGGCAUCGACGCUCUCAUCAUCCUCACCAGCGGGGUCCCGAAGAUGAAGCCCGGGUUCGAUCCUAGCAAAGGCGGUCGGCCCGAGUUUUACUUCGAGGAAGGGUCUGAUCCCGAGCAGGUGGAUUGGAUAGGCCAAAAGAACCAAAUCGACGCUGCCAAGAGCAUUGGUGUAAAGCAGAUAGUUUUGGUUGGAUCCAUGGGCGGAACAGAUAUCAACCAUCCACUAAACAAGCUUGGGAAUGGGAAUAUACUGGUGUGGAAACGGAAGGCAGAGCAGUACCUAGCGGACUCUGGUGUACCAUACACAAUUAUAAGAGCUGGAGGACUACAAGACAAAGAUGGUGGUGUGCGUGAGUUGAUUGUUGGAAAGGACGACGAGAUCUUGAAGACUGAAACAAAAACUGUUGCCAGGGCAGAUGUUGCAGAAGUUUGCAUACAGGCCUUGCUAUUUGAGGAAGCAAAGUUCAAGGCGUUUGAUCUGGCUUCAAAACCUGAAGGUGAAGGAACACCAACGACAGACUUUAAGUCUGUUUUUGCACAGAUUGCUACUCGCUUCUAAGAAGACAAGGUCAUUCUGGCCAAUGAAGUGGGGACGGUUUUUUAAUUUAGGCGGUAUGGAAUUUGUACUGGGUCAGGAGGCUCCUCAUCUGGUCUGAGCAAGUAGGUAAAAGCAGGGAAGCAUACUGCUAUUAAGUAGCAGCACAAUCAGGUCAGAAGCUUUGAGAAGGAGGGAGAGGAGGGGUGUCUGUGGACUGUGGUGUCGAUGCCAACUAAGCCUUUUGUUCCUAACUACAGCCAUGGUGAUUGUGACACAGGAUGGUCCAGAUUGCAACAGUUAUCCUCUCGAUUAAUCCUACGCCUGGCUACGUGCCAGACGUGUAAAGAAACUGUCAUAUCUGACCGCCGUUCUAAUUUUAGGGAUAAAACAGAACGCUUAACGAACAAGCGAGCAAAACUAUUAUUUCAUGUUAGUCUUCAUCCGUA